Mya arenaria is the source of this 1770-nucleotide messenger RNA. RefSeq lists its product as uncharacterized. NCBI's taxonomy places the organism in Eukaryota, Metazoa, Mollusca, Bivalvia, Myida, Myidae. Gene Ontology annotation, molecular function: chitin binding. The coding region runs from base 158 to 1138 and encodes 326 amino acids. The transcript is spliced from 4 exons. The record is from RefSeq and is a predicted model, not a curated record. Gene Ontology annotation, cellular component: extracellular region.
UGUUUAAUAUCAAGUCUAAACUUACGAGGACUGUACUAUCUUAAAGAACAACAUAACAUUACAUGGUUUGUAACAUUAAAAGGAUUUUUGUUUUUCGAUAUAUUUCAUAUCCUGUAGUAUACAGAACAAAACUGUGAAUAAACUUCAAAGAGCAGCAAUGAUUGGAUACACCACAGCAUUGUAUGCUUUGGUCGCCGCAACAUUAGUAAUUGCUGGCCAAGACGAACUCGUGAAAUGCACUCCGGGUGUAUAUGAGAUCAUCGGAAAGGUCGACUGUACGGGCUACUUCUUGUGUGUGUUCGGUAAGGCCAUUGAGAUGCCGCCUUGUCCAUCUGGCGCUGUGUUCAGCUUCACCUCCAGAGUUUGUGUACCUAAAGGUUCUAUUUACGAUGACUGCAAGAAAACAACAGAUAGAAGCGGCAGCAAAACGACCGUAUCGCCUGAUCGAGGGCAUCUUAGCCCAGAGGAACGAUGUAAUUUAGACGGUGGCGUGUUCCCUCACCCCACAGAAUGCCAAGUCUUCUACAACUGUAGUGUCCGUUACACACCAGAGAUUCCCCGAUUCUUUGAACAACAUCUGGUUGAAUGUCCGUACCCCCAGCUGUUCAACACAGAGACCAAACAAUGUGACCAUUUUGAGAAUGUCAAAUGUGGAACCAGGACGGAAUUUAAAAAUGGAUGUCAAUACAAAAGCAAUAUGUGCGGCAGUUCCCAUUGUAUCCCUUGUAACGUCCGACUACCAAGCUGUGUAGGUAAACGUGAUGGAAUAAACGUGCACCCAGUCAAACUAUGGAGUCCAUUCUACGUCGUUUGUUACAAGGAGCGCACAGUCAAAGAGGAUCGAUGCCAAGUUGACGAAAACGGUCGAACACAGUUAUUCCAUCCGGAAAAGAACGAAUGCGUUUCAUUGGAUAUGAUUCCUCGAGCACAUGGAGGAAUAAUGCCCGAAUGCGGUACAAAAGUAGACGGGUUUUAUCUGGACGAUUUCGGACGAUGUGAUCGUUACGUUCAUUGCCAGGGAGGAAAAUACAUUGGCACGAUCAAAUGUGCUGUAGGAGAAGCGUUUGAUGGUAUGAAAGGCGGAUGCGUUCCGAAAGAGAAAGCAUGUGGACCCUGUGGGAGACUCGUACAUUGCUAAAAAGGUUGCUAGAAUGAUGCUCAUACUCAAAUCGAUAAAGAUGGACGAAGUAUGGAAUCGCCAAGACCAACAUGACCCGUUCUUCUGAUUCAAAGAAGAAUCAUGCCACGUGACGUCACGUGAUAAUACUAUCUAAAUUGACUGUGAUAUGUUUAACAGUGUGUACCGAUAGACUUUCUAAAAUACUGAAACACUAUGUGGUUACAAUUUAGUUUGCAUUUUGAUGAGGAUAUGUUUAAAUAAAUUACUGAUACCGACGUUACAUAUAUAUUUUAUUAUGUUAACUGUUUGUUUAUAAGUGUCUUUGCUCAAAUUUAUCAUACAGUGAAUGUGUGCUUCUUUAACUCUGUGAUAUUUAUAUUAAUUCAAAUAUAUUAUAAAAAAAGUAACUUAUGAAUAUAUAUAUAUAUAUGCAGCAUGGACAAUGAAAGGUUAGCUGAUGGGAUAAAACGUAGAAGAAUAGCCGAUUUAAAACAUUAUUUAUGUUUAGAUACAAUGCAUUAUACAUUCAUUAUGAAAAAUGAACAUUUAUUUGCAAAUAGUUUGUGAAAAUUCAUUACAUUAUCAAUGUUGUUUGCCAUGUUCAGUGCAUUUGAAAUCCAUGCGUUUCUUAAAUAAAACUGAGAAACUCG